Molecule: messenger RNA, 1672 nt
Organism: Musca domestica (house fly)
Lineage: Eukaryota; Metazoa; Arthropoda; Insecta; Diptera; Muscidae
Product: serine protease 53
Exons: 5
Biological process (GO): proteolysis
Molecular function (GO): serine-type endopeptidase activity
Source: RefSeq, a predicted model, not a curated record
AUGGAAAUAGUAUCAGUGGUCAUUUUGACCUGCCUUGUUGUGGCAGCAUCAACCACUCCAACAGGACGGGUGCUGGGUGGACAAAAUGCCACCGAGGGACAAUUUCCCCAUCAGGUAUCGCUGAGACGUAAUGGUACACACAGCUGUGGUGGUUCGAUAAUAAGUCCUAACUUUGUUCUCACAGCUGCCCAUUGUGUUGGGACCAUGAAUAGUAAGGUUGAAUAUUAUACCUAUGACCCCGCCGUUUUCACCGUUCGUGCCGGUAGCAAUGACCACUUCCAGGGUGGUGUCCUUGUCAAUGUGACCGAGAUAAUUGCCCACGAAGAUUAUGGUAACUUUUUGAAUGAUGUUGCCUUGCUGCGUUUGGCCGAGCCAUUGAUCUACUCGAAGAACAUAUAACCCAUUCCCUUGGCCACCGCAGAGGUACCAGCUGGUUCUCCAGUGAUUAUUUCCGGUUUUGGACGCCUCCAACAUGGUGGUGAUAUGCCAGAAAAAUUACAGUGGAACACCUUGACUGCCCUUUCGGGCAGUGAAUGUGAGGAGAUGUUUCAUUUAGAUACGGAGGAUGUUAUCUGUUUGGCCCAUGAGGCCAACAAUGGUCUCUGCCAUGGUGAUUUUGGUGGUCCCGCGGUGUAUAAUGGUGAAUUGGUGGGCAUUGCCAGUUUCCUUUUCGGCUUCUGUGGUAAUAGUUAUCACGAUGGUUAUGCCAAGGUUUUCUAUCAUUCUGAGUGGAUUCGAAGGCAUUCAGAUUUAUUAGCUUAUCAAGCAGAAUGGAACGCUUCCAAAAUGGUUGGCCUAAAACUUUGUUGGCUCAUGGCCAUAUUUUUUGCAAUUGGCCUUGUGAAUGGCAAAGAAGAAAAUCGUCUUGUGGGUGGUAAUACGGCUACUGAACGCCAAUUUCCCUAUGCCGUAUCCUUAAGACGUAAUGGCGUUCACACCUGUGGUGGUGUGAUAAUUUCGAGGAAUUACAUUCUGACGGCGGCGCGAUGUGUGGUGAAGAAUUUCGCCAAUAAUGGUAUUGAGAGCUACUCCCCCUCCGAAUAUAAGAUACGUGCCGGUUCCCUCAGCCUCUACGAUCAGGGUAUAUUAGCUGGAAUAUCCGAGAUCAAGGUCCACAGCAAUUAUACCAACAUGCUGAAUGAUGUGGCAUUACUGAAACUUGAAGAACCCCUCAUCUUCUCAGAUUACAUCAAGCCCAUAUCACUACCUUACGAAAGACCCUCUUUAAAAAAACAAAUCUCGGUACCCGGUUGGGGUCUACACAAAACCUCCGGAGAUGUUUCACGUUAUCUGAAAUAUUUGUCCAUGGAAGUUGUUGAUAACAAGGAAUGCCUUUCCUAUCUCUAUGGAGAGGAUGCGGAUGCAAGACUGCUGUGUCUUCAGUUCGGGCUUGGUGGAGGAAUUUGUAGCGGAGAUAUUGGUGGUCCUGCUGUCUAUGACGGGGAGCUGGUGGGUUUGGCUUCCUUUAGCAUUGAACGUUGCGGCAGUGAAUACCCGGAUGGUUUUACAAAUAUUGCUUUCUUCGUGCGAUGGAUUCGGGAGAAUACGGAUUUAAAGUAAUUAUGGAAGUUACGACAUAGCCUUGAAGAUUUUAUGUAAUUAGUGACUCAAUACCAAAAUUUUAUCGUAAUAUUUAAAUUUGUAUUUUCAAAUAAACAAACAAUAACAAUGA